AUGUUCACCAGCAUCUUCGAGGGCCUGCGUCGCAUCGCUCCGGCCUGCGAGGACCCGGACCGCGUGGUCGAGGUGCACGUGGAGGACUUUGUCCUGGGCGAGGUCCUCUGCCGAGAAGACUGCCUCGUCAUCUACCGGAGGCCCGAGGGCGCCAAGCAGAGGCUCGACAUCGUCAUGCAGCUCGACCUCAACCACUCCUACAGCAAGGCCUUCAGCAUCCACCGCAGCGGCGACGAGUCCAGCUGCCGGCGCCUCUUCGAGCUGUUUCGCGCCCGGGUGCCGCUGCUUGUCGAGUGCGUCCCCGAGAUCGGAGUCUCAAAGUUCGUGCUGCAGAACGUGCUGCAGCUCAUCCGAGAGAAGCCCUCCUGGUCGGCCGCACACGUCGCGGCACACUUCGGAUACACGGCCUGCUUCAAGCACCCCGUCAUCCAGAGCCAGAUAAACAUGCGCUGCGAGGAGAGCCUGGUGACGCCCCUGCACGUGGCCGUCCGCUCCCAGCAAGUGGCGUCCGUGGUGGCUCUGACGGAGUUGGAUGCCCGGAUGGACGCCGUCGACGCCACUGGGGACACCGUCUUCCACUACGCAGCCACCACUACCAGGGACAUCAUACAGGUUCUGUCCCGUCACCCAUCCGCUUCCGGAGUGCUGAACGCCCUGAACGGCAAGGGCUGUACGCCCUUCCAGCUGGCUUGCAUGGCCGACAGAGUCGACUGCGUCAUGGAGUUCCUCAAGGCGGGAGUCGACGUCAACCUCGGAUGCGCCCCUGCGCCGGAGGAAGAAGCCCCCUCUAGGUGCAUGAAGGACGUUCUGGACACGUACAGUAGCCGAUUCUGCAACAUGGACAUCAAGUACGGAGGCACGCCCCUUCACUGGUCCAAGACGCCGGAGCUGACGGAGGUGCUGAUCGAGCACGGGUGCCGGGUAAACGCGCGCAACUUCGAGGGCGACACGGCGCUGCACGUGAUGGUGCGCAGGAACAGGCUGUCGUGCGCCCUCGCCCUCCUCUCGCACAGGGCGGACCCCGACGCCCGCAACGCCCACGGAGACGCCCCCGUGCACCUCGCAGUCAGAACGGGCGACGUGUCCAUGGUACAGACGUUCAUCGCCUUCGGGGCGGACCUGGAGGUUCUGAACAACCGAGGGGAGAGUCCCCGCCACUGCGCAGCCGCAGAGGGGCGGUCCCAGGGCGAUAUGCUGUACGCCCUGCACGCCGUGGGCGCCUCCCGCUGCGCCCCCGCCCUCUCCUGCAACGACGGCUGCAGCCCCGGCGGUCAGUUCAACGGAAUACCCCCGGAGAACUGCUCCUUCUCGAGGAAGUACGAAACAGUCUUCGAAGAGAUCCUGCAGCUGUCGGGCGGGGCCUUGCCCGGAGGGGGCGGGGCCUCGGCGACGGAGGGCGCGGCCUGCCGGUGCCGCGCCUCCGGCGGGGGCGUGGCCGGCGGCCGCUGCCGCGUGCUGAGCCUGGACGGGGGCGGCAUCCGGGGCCUCGUGCUCAUCCAGAUGCUGGACGAAUUGGAGCGGAUCGUGGGGCGGCCCCUGCACACCUGCUUCGACUUCGUGGCGGGAACGAGCACCGGCGGCAUCCUGGCACUCGUCCUGGCGAUCGGGCGCAGCAUGAAGGACGCCCGCUGCCUCUACUUCCGGCUGAAGGACAAGGUGUUCGUGGGCUCGAGACCCUACGACGCGGACUUGCUCGAGACCUUCCUCAAGAACGAGCUGGGGGAGUCGACGCUCAUGGGGGACAUCCGACACCCCAACCUGGGCGAUCGUAAACCAGCCGACCUGCACAUGUUCCGUAAUUACGAGUCUCCGCUCGAAGUCCUGAAACACGUGGAGACGGACCCACUCAGCGACGACCCCCUGCCCAACCCCAGAGAUCAGCUGAUCUGGAAGGCGGGGCGAGCGACGGGCGCCGCCCCCACCUACUUCCGGGCCUCGGGGCCCUACAUCGACGGGGGCCUCGUCUCCAACAACCCCACGCUCGACGCCCUCACCGAGAUACACCAGAGGAACCAGGCGCUACGAGCCACGGGCCAGGAGGCAGAGGUGGUGGAUGUGUCGGUGGUGGUUUCCAUGGGAACGGGGCGGCCGCCCCUCGUGCCCGUCAACACCAUCGACGUGUUCCGGCCCGACACCAUGUGGGGCGCAUGCAAGAUGGCGCUCGGAAUCACCUCCCUCGGCCAGCUCCUCGUCGAUCAGGCGACCCAGACGGACGGGCGCGUGACGUCACGCGCUCUGGCGGUGUGCGGCAUGCUGGGCGUGCCCUACUUCCGGCUCAACCCGCAGCUGACGGAGGGCGUGGCCCUGGACGAGACCAACCCCCGGGUGCUGGUGCGCAUGCUCUGGGAGACGACGGCCUACAUGCGCAGCAUCAGGCAAGACCUGGACCACAUCAGGACGCUGCUGCUCGUGGACACGCCCUGAGCAGCGAAGCCACGCCCACCCCGGACGAAC
This is a messenger RNA of Uloborus diversus, 2454 nucleotides long. Its product is annotated as 85/88 kDa calcium-independent phospholipase A2-like. Gene Ontology annotation, molecular function: protein binding. Gene Ontology annotation, cellular component: mitochondrion. The transcript has 13 exons. The coding region runs from base 1 to 2424 and encodes 807 amino acids. The record is from RefSeq and is a predicted model, not a curated record. Gene Ontology annotation, biological process: lipid metabolic process; positive regulation of ceramide biosynthetic process. NCBI's taxonomy places the organism in Eukaryota, Metazoa, Arthropoda, Arachnida, Araneae, Uloboridae.